Messenger RNA from Brassica napus (rape), 3477 nucleotides. Its product is annotated as glutathione S-transferase T3-like. NCBI's taxonomy places the organism in Eukaryota, Viridiplantae, Streptophyta, Magnoliopsida, Brassicales, Brassicaceae. The coding region runs from base 1588 to 2493 and encodes 301 amino acids. The record is from RefSeq and is a predicted model, not a curated record. The transcript has 2 exons.
AAUAAUCGUAUCCCUUGAUCCCCGUAAGCCAUUUUUGUGUGUUUGCAAAUACCUUUUCCAAGAUUGGUAACCGUUCAGAUUUUAUUUCGAGACAAGAGCUCUCACAUCAGUGACAUCACUUGUUGCAAUGAGCAUGGAGAAUUGUUCAUCUUCAGCCGCAAGUAACAGGAUAAACGUGUAUUAUUGGACAAACAAACAGUUAACAGUUAAAAGAAAACGAUUCACUUGUCAAAUCAUCCCUUUCUUUUCAAUCAUUCAUCAUCCACACAAUAAAAGAAACCAAGGACUAAGAGCAUCGGUAUCGGGGGUCCUUAGGUCCGUCCCAUACGUAUUAAUGGGUUGAAUAUAAAUGAAAAAAAAAUUAAAAGAGAGUGGGACGGGCCUUAAGUAAGGGCUGUUCGGGCUCGUCCCGUCGACGACGUGGCAGCACGGGAGUGGCCGAUUCCAUCUGUGUUGUUCGCGUGUUCUUCUCCUCGAGGAAUCCAAAAUCCAAAAUUAAAAAAAAAAUUCGAAAGCUCGAAGGCGAUUGCGAUGGCGACGGCGAAGCCUUGAUCUCCAAAUCCAUCUCUUCAAAUCGAAAGGCAACCCUGCGUCUUCUCUCUUUCACUGGAGUUGGAGAUCGGUAUUAUCUUCGCUGGCGAGGUCGCAGCUUCCGGCGUCGUUUGAUCCCUCGAUCCUUCUCCAAAGCUCAAUCCACAUCGGUUCGCUUCCGUUCCAAAACGACGAGAAGCAAUCCUCCCCAAAACCAUUGAGAAUCGUCCCAAUCUUAACAAGGUAUGUUUUUCAAGUCCGAUCUGAUUUUGGAAAUUUUUUUAGGGUUUUCUAGAAAUUCGAAGAAUAAAAUGGUAUUUAUCCGAGUGUUUGUUAGAUUCGAUGGGAAAAAGAUAUAGAUUCAUUGGUUUGAGAACAAUUGUAUAGUUGCUAGGGUUCGGCAAUUUAUGAUAGUUCGUAUAGAUAUCCGCAGCUUUCUAUGGUUCGAUUGUAUGAUUGUUUCGUUGUAGCUUGUGUGAUUGUUUCAUGUUGAUUGUAUGGUUGUUCAAAUUUCUAAGUUUGGAGCUUUAGUAUAGAUUUCUAUGAACAAAUGUAUGAUUGUUUCGUAUAGAUUUCUAUGGUUUGAGAUCAAUUGUUUAAGUGGUUUAGAGUUUGAUUUGUCUGCAAAUUCGAACCCGUGAAAAUAAGCUCAUGUCAUUUGUAUAGAUUUGAUUCGUAUAGACUAAUAAUUUAGAGUUUGAUCCGUAAAGAUUUAAAUAUCUCAUGCCAUUUGUCUUGAUUAGCUUUUUCAUGAGACUUUGCAUUUUCCAUAGUUUAUAGAGUAAUGUUUAUUAAAAUCUUGCAAUAGUAAUGCAGUGAACUGAUUGUUUCUCUGUCUUCUGUUAGACAUUUAAGCCACUGAUGUUUUAAAAGAAAGUUGAUAGCUUUUUAGUUGUGUAUUAAGUUGGGAUUAGACAUUUCUUGUUCGGAGUUGGCCAUUAAGGCGGUGAUGUACUUUGUAGUCUUCACUUCCUCCUAUUUAAAUCUCUUCUCUUUUCUAUCUUCUAUCAUCUCAUUAGUCUUUUUCCAAGAAAUCUCUUAUAUUUUGUUACUGUUAUGGAUCCAAACAAUCUUCCUAGCAAGUCCUCUAGCUACGUAGGACUACUUCACAGUCAACAAGGUAGCGUGUUCCAUGAAAACUUUCCUUAUGAAAGUUUUCAUUCUAGUGUUAACUUCGGAGAAUCACAGCCUUUUCCGGCUUUCAGCUCACAACAAUCUCAAGAUGCACCAUUAGAGCCACCAGUACAGACACCAGCUGCCCGUGGUGUAAGGCGCAAAUGGAAUCCAGCAGAUGACGAGGUGUUGAUCAGUGCGUGGCUUAACACUUCGAAGGAUGCGAUUGUUGCAAAUGAGCAGAGGUCGGGGGCCUUCUGGAAACGGGUUGCUGCUUAUUAUGCAGGAAGUCCCCAUGGAAGAGAGGAUGGUGGGAGAGAGCACGGUUGUUGCAAGAAGAGGUGGCACAGAAUUAAUGAAGAUGUUAACAAGUUCUGUGCCGCAUACUCGGCAGCAGAGCGAGAAAUGAGAAGUGGUGAGAGUGACACUGACGUUCUGAAGAAGGCACAUGACAUUUUCUUCUCUGAUCAAGAGCACAAGUUCACACUUGAACACGCUUGGUGUGUGUUGAGGUUUGAACAGAAGUGGCUCAGCCUCAACACACCCACGACUGGUGGCAUUUCGAAGAGGAAGAAUGUGGAGGUAAAUUCCCAAACAUCUACCAACGAAGGCUUCGUUGAUGUUGAGAGCAGGCCCGAAGGUGUCAAGGCUGCUAAGGCUAAAAGAAACACGGGUAAAGGGACCACUGUGGCUGAGAUUGCGACCGUUUGGGAAAUGAAGAAGGACAAUUUGGUGAGGAAGGAGAGACUGUCGAGGCUAGCAAUACUAGACACUCUCCUUACUCGUACUGAACCAUUGACUGAGGCGGAAGUAGUUGUGAAGAAUAAGCUCCUAGCCGAGUUAUUCUGAAAAAAAAAAAUCAAGAAGAAGAUGUCUCUUUAUGUAUGAUAUUUUUAGUAUGCUCUAUGUUCUUGUUUGAUGUAUGUUCUAUGUUCUUGUUAGGUCCAUGUAGUCCGGUUUCCUUAAAUGAGUUUUUAUUAAUGAAUCAUUUUCUUUAAAUGUCUUCGCUCUAAAUAUGUGUAUGUAAUUUAAAUGUCGACAAUGUAUGCAGGUUAAGUUAAAAUGGGACAUUACAGCUAUACGCAACCAUCAGAAGAGGAGGAUUUAUUUGGAAACAAUGAGGACAGUGACUACAGCGAGACGGAUGAUCUCAUACGUUGUGACCAAGCUGAGUUAAGCUUGGAACGUACUCAACAGGUUCACUACCCUCCGCAACCGGAGGUUGAGUUUGGUUUUCCGCAGGUUUGCUAUUGUGGUGCUACGCCACUGCUUGCAACGUCUAACAUCAGGCAAGAUCAAGGCAGAAGAUUUUUCACUUGUGCGAACAAAGACGACGGCGAAUGCCAUGUCUACAAAUGGUGGGAUGAGGCGCUGAUGGAGGAGAUGAGAGCUAGAGAUAUCCACGUGCUUCAGCUAGGUGAAAAGGUAGAAAGCCUAACCCUUUUGAGUGACUAUGACACAGAGCAGAAGAUACGAAACCUAGAGAAGAUUGUGGGUGAUAUGGCUAAGGAGAAAUCUUCUUUUAGUUAUGGGUUUGAGUGUUUUAUAAUAGGCAUAGUUGUUCUUGUUGUUGUAAUAGGCUUGGUGGUUAUGUUUGGAUAAUUUUAACCGGCAUGGUUUGGGUGAUACUGAAAAAAACUUACUAGUAUUUUUUAUAUAGAUUCAAUGUUAUUUCAAAAAUGCGCCAACAUAGGGUGCAAUAAAAUGAUAUGUGUAAAACAUAGGGUGCAAUAACAUAUGUUUAGUACCUCAAGAACCGUGCUUAUUCAGAACCACGAUACGGACACGAAUGUGCCACCGAGGCAGAGAUCAUACAAGCUGCGACACUAGCCA